This is a messenger RNA of Paramormyrops kingsleyae, 3029 nucleotides long. The record is from RefSeq and is a predicted model, not a curated record. Lineage: Eukaryota; Metazoa; Chordata; Actinopteri; Osteoglossiformes; Mormyridae.
ACGUGUCGAUCUUUGGAAGUUGGACACGCACGUGUAACGCUGACUGCGGCCCGAUAAGAUAGGAAAUGAUGUAAACAAGCCCGAGAGCUCCGGCGGUCUGGGAAAACGAAGUGCUUCUUAUUUUUUUUAUACUAUAUAUUUCUUUUUAUUGUUGUGCGGUUAUCGUUUGCUUAUUCCCGUUCAAUCUUCACGGAAAGGAGAAUGGCCCAGUGGUACCAGCUACAACAGCUGGACUCCAAGUACCUGGAGCAGCUGGACCAGCUGUAUGAUGACACCUUUCCAAUGGAGAUUCGCCAGUAUCUCAGCCAGUGGAUCGAAAGUCAUGACUGGGCGCUGGUGGCCUCUGACAUCUCCCUGGCGACAGUGCGCUUCCACGACCUUUUGGCCCAGCUGGAUGACCAGUACAGUCGCUUUGCCCUGGAGAACAACUUCCUGUUGCAGCACAACAUCCGCAAGAUCAAGAGGAACCUCCAGGAUAAUUUUCAGGAAGAUCCUGUGUACAUGGCUAUGAUCAUCUGCAGAUACCUGAAGGAGGAGCAGAAGAUUCUGGAAUUAGCAAAGAACACAGAGGAGAGCAUGGGCAAUGAACAGAGCAGCCUGGCUGCCGAGAAGCAGAAAGAGCUGGAUAAUAAAGUUAAAUACCUCAGGAGUAAAGUACAGGAAACGGAGCAGAAAAUAAAAUCACUCGAGGACCUGCAAGAUGAUCACGACUUCAAGCACAAAACCCUGCAGAGCAGAGAGCAUGACAUGGUAAACAUGGUGAACCAGAGCGAGAUCAGACGUGAGGAGAUGGCCAUACGGGAGAUGUUCCUCAAACUGAGCAUAAAGCGAGAGGAGGUAGUGCGGCAGAUGGCGGAGACACUCAACCUGGUGGAACAGGUGGAGUAUCAGUUGAUCAAAGACGAGCUUCCUGACUGGAAGCGGCGGCAGCAGAUUGCGUGCAUCGGGGGCCCCCCCAACACAUGCUUGGAUCAGUUGCAGUCAUGGUUCACUGCCGUGGCCGAAUGUCUGCAGCAGGUUCGGCAGCAGCUGAAGAAGCUUCAGGAGCUGGAGCAGAAGUACACAUAUGAAAAUGACCCCAUCACGCUGAAGAAGACCUUUCUGGAGGACCGUUGCAUCUUGCUGUUCAAGAACCUCAUUGUCAACUCCUUGGUGGUGGAGCGACAGCCCUGUAUGCCGACAAACCCUCAGAGGCCACUGGUGGUGAAGACAGGGGUUCAGUUCACCGUUAAACUCAGGCUGCUGGUGAAGCUCCCAGAGUUUAAUUACCAGCUCAGCGUGAAGGCUUUGUUUGACAAGGAUGUCACGGAGAAGAACACUGUCAAAGGUUUCCGCAAGUUUAACCUUCUGGGCACAAACACAAAAGUCAUGAAUAUGGAAGAGUCCAAUGGGAGCCUUUCUGCAGAGUUCCGGCAUCUGCAAUUGAGGGAAGCAAAGGCAGCAGGUUCCAGGUCAAGUGAGGGCCCGCUCAUAGUCACAGAGGAGCUUCACUCCAUCAGUUUUGAGACCAAACUUUGCCAGCCAGGCCUUGAUGUUGAGCUGGAGAUAACCGCCCUCCCUGUGGUUGUGAUCUCCAAUGGCAUCCAGCUGCCUGGAAGUUGGGCUUCUAUCCUGUGGUACAACAUUCUCUGUCCUGAUGCCAAGAACCUGUCAUUUUUCCUCAACCCCCCUCCAGUGUGCUGGAGCCAGCUGUCUGAGGCCCUUAGCUGGCAGUUCUCUUCAGUCACUAAACGGGGACUGAACGCGGAGCAACUGGGCAUGCUAGGAGACAAGCUACUGGGUAGAGAGGCAGCUGGGAACCCAGAUGGGCUCAUCGCCUGGAGCAAGUUCUGUAAGCAGAACACAAAUGAGAAGAACUUUCCGUUCUGGCUGUGGUUGGAGGGCAUCCUGGAUCUCAUUAAGAAGCACCUACUGCAUCUAUGGAAUGAUGGGUACAUCAUGGGCUUUGUCAGUAAGGAGCGUGAGCGCGCUCUGUUGAAGGACAAGAAGCCUGGUACCUUCCUGCUGCGGUUCAGCGAGAGCAGUCGGGAGGGGGCCAUCACCUUUACCUGGGUGGAGCGCUCUGUAAAUGAUGAACCCGUGGUCCAUGCAGUGGAGCCCUAUACCAAGAAGGAGCUGACGGUUGUCUCUCUGCCGGACAUCAUCCGUAACUACAAGGUCAUGGCUGCGGAAAAUAUCCCAGAGAAUCCACUGGUUUACUUGUACCCAGAUAUUCCCAAGGAUGAGGCCUUAGGGAGCUACUACAGCAAACCCCCCGACUCCUCAGAAUCCAUGGAUGAUGACAGUCUGAGCCACGUCUACUGGAAGACGGCGCUGAUCUCUGUGUCGGAGAUUCACCCGUCGAAGCUUCAGGACAACAUACUGCCGCUGUCAAAAGAAGAGUUUGGCACCCUCUCUCAGCUGAUCCACUCUGUGGACAUGGACAUGGACAGCACAGUAGGUGGAGCAGCUUUCUGGGCUGUGACCCUCUAAUCAGUCACUGUUAUGGUGUUCCCAUCGUGUCAUUAUCUCCCAGCCGUUUGUGUGUGUGAACCUGCAGUUUGUUUGACUACAGAAACAGCCAUUUGCUUUUGCCUUUAGUCUAAGGGCAUAUGCCAUCUUGCUGUUGAACCAUGAUAUGGCAUUAGCCGAUCAGGUUCUUAAUGCUGAAUCAUGCUGUUCUGUUCCUCCUGUCACUUCCUACAAGAGACUUCCUGGCAUGCAGCUUGGAGUUGGUAAAGCAUUUUGUCAUGUUCUCAACAGCUUUUCAUUGUUCCACACUGUAAACACAGCAGUCAUUUUUAGUCUGCUGAUGAUGAGCUGUCUCUACUAGGUAACAUAAGUUAUCCAUUAUUCCCCCAGAUGUCCACUGCUUUACAGAACUAACCUCCACUUCUGCUGCAACCUGCAUUUGUCCAGCCGCCAGCUGCUUCUCCGGGACAGUGUCAUCUACCAGGCACCUGGGCCUGUAAUCAUUUUAAAUCUACUGUACCGUUAUGGUUGGACGUUCCUCUAUUUUAAUUUGAUACAAUAAAUUGAUUGUAGUAUAA